AUCACUCAGAACGGAGUAAAAAGAGGUUUCAGCGUUACCAGACACAAGCUGUUUGAUAAAAAACGAAAAAGAAAAAAACCAGAGGUGGUUCUAGCCCUACAACUACAAUGGCUGACACGCAAAUCAUUCCCCCGCAGCAUGACCUCGAUGCCAAAUGGGACGCCUGCCUUGAUCUCACCGUCCGCCGCUUCGUCUACUCCUCAUCUGCCGGUGCUUUUGCCGGUCUCUUAUUUUUCAGGAGUCCUGUAACUCGAUGGGCAUCUAUUGCUUUUGGUGCUGGAGUUGGAAUUGGAUCUGCAUAUGCAGAAUGUUCUCGUCUAUUUGAUGGACCUCCAACAAAAUUACCCCUACCUAAGGUCUCCAAAACUGUUGCUCAGGGCUCCGAGUAGAUGCCACAACGCGAAGAAAUCAGAAUUUUCUUGUGAUCGUUGAUGGUUCCUUAUAGCAUUAUUGCUCCUCCAAAUUAUGCACUACAUGUUUCAUAAAUGAACAAACAUCUCGUAUAUUUUAUUCCCUAGUUUUUACAAACAUUUGUUCUCGUGUAAUCUGAGCACUGUUUAUGUGGCGACGAAUUGAAAAAGCAAAGGAAGUUUUCUUCAGAUUUA
Vigna angularis (adzuki bean) is the source of this 605-nucleotide messenger RNA. RefSeq lists its product as uncharacterized. The record is from RefSeq and is a predicted model, not a curated record. NCBI's taxonomy places the organism in Eukaryota, Viridiplantae, Streptophyta, Magnoliopsida, Fabales, Fabaceae. The transcript has 3 exons. The coding region runs from base 108 to 389 and encodes 93 amino acids. Gene Ontology annotation, cellular component: MICOS complex; mitochondrion; mitochondrial inner membrane.